AAGCUGGCUCGCUCACAGACAGUGUCGCGAUGGAAGCCUCGUCUGCCAUGGCCGCCAGAUCUUUCCUCUCACCGCCUCCGACCCUCCGCCGCCCACUCGGGCAGCCGGAGCCCUUCUCCCCUCCCUCCGUAAAGCUCCGUGCCAGAAGCUCUCAGCCUCUAUUCUUCUCGAACAUCCGGACUCCCGCUCCGGUAGUGGGUUCCAAGAGGGGCCGGCUCGUCGCCCGAUGCGCCGUCGACGGCGUCGUGACUACGGAAGUUGAUGCUCCUAUCGAGAAAAGGUUUCCGCCUUUCCCGGCCGUAAUGGACAUAAAUCAGAUCCGAAGUAUUUUGCCUCAUCGGUUUCCAUUUCUAUUGGUUGAUAGAGUGAUCGAAUACACACCCGGAGUUACGGCUGUUGGUAUCAAGAAUGUUACAAUCAACGAUAACUUCUUCCCUGGACACUUCCCCGACCGCCCUAUAAUGCCUGGUGUUCUCAUGGUCGAGGCAAUGGCCCAGGUAGGUGGCCUGGUCAUGUUGCAGCCUGAAGUGGGUGGCUCUCGUGAAAAUUUCUUCUUUGCUGGAAUUGACAAAGUAAGAUUCCGGAAGCCUGUGAUUGCAGGGGACACCUUGGUAAUGAGAAUGACCCUGGUCAAGCUGCAAAAACGCUUCGGAAUUGCGAAAAUGGAAGGGAAGGCAUAUGUUGGUGGUGAAGUUGUCUGCGAGGGCGAAUUUCUAAUGGCUACAGGUUCUGGAAGCGAGUGAUUUCCCCACACAAACUGAUUCCCCGAUGCAUCUUGCCCAGGAUGAGAGGAUCACUGGAUCAAAAGUCAUUCUGUUUUUGUUUCUUUGAGUUGUUCAUUUAGAACUACCUGCAUAUUUAACUUGUGUGGUACCUUCAUUUUCUGAAAUAAUCUGUGCACGAAGAGUUGAGGGAUGACUGAAAAUUCUGUAGAAUCUUUUUUGAAAUAUAAAUUGUUCGAUAUCA
This is a messenger RNA of Zingiber officinale, 966 nucleotides long. Its product is annotated as 3-hydroxyacyl-[acyl-carrier-protein] dehydratase FabZ-like. Gene Ontology annotation, molecular function: hydro-lyase activity. Gene Ontology annotation, biological process: fatty acid biosynthetic process. The transcript is spliced from 4 exons. Bases 30 to 743 code for a protein of 237 amino acids. Lineage: Eukaryota; Viridiplantae; Streptophyta; Magnoliopsida; Zingiberales; Zingiberaceae. The record is from RefSeq and is a predicted model, not a curated record.